Molecule: messenger RNA, 7482 nt
Organism: Stegostoma tigrinum
Lineage: Eukaryota; Metazoa; Chordata; Chondrichthyes; Orectolobiformes; Stegostomatidae
Gene: slc6a9
Product: solute carrier family 6 member 9
Exons: 15
Coding region: 433-2364 (643 amino acids)
Biological process (GO): glycine import across plasma membrane; neurotransmitter transport; synaptic transmission, glycinergic
Cellular component (GO): plasma membrane
Molecular function (GO): glycine:sodium symporter activity
Source: RefSeq, a predicted model, not a curated record
AAUGAAAUGUGAGGCUUUUGCAGGAGAGAAGGAGGAGUCUCGAUUGGAGUGGGUCAUUCAGUACAAGAAAGGCUGACGCAACUCUCAGAAUCAAUUCUAUCUGGAAGAUCUCCACCAUAAGACAAAGCAAAGAAUUUUCUGUAUAUAUACGUGUGUAUGUGUGUGUAUGUUUGGGUUGUUUGUAAAGCGCUCACAGAUCAUCAGACCUGCCAACAUACAGAGAGGUAUUACCUGUUGAAAUCUGUAACGCAAGGGAAGAAAUUGAGAGACCAUAUUGAGAGGUUCAAGGUUACUGGAUUAAUCAGACAGUGAAGAGAAUUUCAUCACAGCCACAGCAAGAGAGAGACAGAGGGCAGCAGUGACUGAACAGAUGUGAACAGACAGAAGUUAUUGAAGAGCGUAUUGUGAAAGCUUCGAACAAUUCAAUAGACCAUGGUUGAUAAAAGCUCAGAAGCCAUGCUGAAUGGUGCUAUUCCAGGUGAGAUGGUGAAGAAAGAUGAAAACUUGAAGCGUGGGAACUGGUCCAAUCAGAUAGAGUUCAUCCUGACAAGUGUUGGAUAUGCUGUAGGUCUCGGAAAUGUGUGGAGGUUCCCUUAUCUGUGCUACCGAAAUGGUGGAGGUGCAUUUAUGUUUCCCUAUAUCAUCAUGCUGGUCUUCUGCGGUAUUCCUCUUUUUUUUCUGGAACUUUCCUUUGGGCAGUUCACCAGCCAAGGCUGCCUUGGUGUAUGGAAGGUUAACCCUAUGUUCAAAGGAGUGGGGUAUGGGAUGAUGGUGGUUUCUACAUACAUUGGAAUCUACUACAAUGUGGUCAUCUCCAUCGCCUUCUACUACUUCUUCUCCUCCAUGACUACACUCUUGCCAUGGUCAUACUGCACUAAUCGGUGGAACAAGGACGAUUGCAGUAGCAUGCUGAACCCCAACAGAACUGCCAACAUCAGUGAUCUGUCACGCAACAUCUCAACAUUGCUGAACCAAACUGCAAAGCGGACCAGUCCUAGUGAGGAGUACUGGAACUAUUAUGUGCUGAGGAUAUCCAACGGCAUUGGUAAUUUUGGGGAGAUUCGCCUGCCUUUGCUGGGUUGCCUAGUUGUAGCCUGGGUUGUGGUCUUCCUCUGCCUCAUUAAAGGGGUCAAGUCUUCAGGAAAAGUGGUGUACUUCACAGCAACAUUCCCUUAUGUUGUGCUAACAAUUCUGUUUAUUCGUGGAAUUACUUUGGAUGGAGCAGUCAAUGGCAUUAAGUACUAUCUCACACCUCAGUGGGACAAGAUCUUAGAUGCAAAGGUUUGGGGUGACGCGGCUUCCCAAAUUUUUUAUUCCCUCGGAUGUGCCUGGGGUGGCCUGAUAACCAUGGCCUCGUACAACAAGUUCCACAAUAAUUGCUACAGGGACAGUAUUAUUAUCAGUAUCACUAACUGCGCAACCAGUAUUUACGCUGGGUUUGUCAUCUUCUCCAUUCUUGGAUUCAUGGCUGCACAUCUGGGGGUCAACGUGUCGGAAGUAGCGGAUCAUGGUCCUGGACUGGCCUUUGUGGCCUACCCAGAAGCCUUGACGUUGCUGCCGAUUUCACCCUUCUGGUCCCUUCUCUUCUUCUUCAUGUUAAUUCUGCUGGGAUUGGGUACGCAGUUCUGUCUGUUGGAGACAUUGGUCACUGCAGUCGUUGAUGAGAUUGGCAGUGAUUGGAUUCGUAGGCAAAAAUCUUUUGUGACUCUGGCAGUUGCCAUUAUUGGCUUUCUUCUGGGAAUCCCACUGACUACCCAAGCUGGCAUUUACUGGCUCCUCCUCAUGGAUAACUAUGCAGCCAGUUUUUCACUCGUUGUGAUUUCCUGCAUUAUGUGCAUCGCCAUUAUGUACAUCUAUGGACAUAAUAACUAUUUCAAGGAUGUUCAGAUGAUGCUUGGCUUUCCACCUCCAAUCUUCUUUCAAAUCUGUUGGCGUUUUGUGUCACCCAGCAUUAUAUUUUUCAUCCUGAUUUUCACUGUGGUCCAGUAUAAGCCCAUCAGUUACAAUGACUACAUCUACCCAUCCUGGGCUAUCAUUCUCGGUUUCUUGAUGGCUUUGUCCUCAGUAAUCUGUAUCCCUAUUUAUGCCAUCUGGAAGAUAUGCAUGUCCGAAGGUUCCACAUUUUUGGAGCGUGUGAAGAAUGCAAAUAAACCAAGCAAGGACUGGGGACCAACUUUAUUAGAGCACCGCACUGAUCGAUACGCAACAGUUGGCAGCUCAUCGUAUGAGUUCAGUCUGGAAAUUCAACAACUGAAUCCAGAUAAAGAGCGAGAAAAGGAGAAAAUACCAAGAGAAAAUAUAGAUCACAACCUCACCAUACAGGGCAGUAAUGGUUCUGCCAGAACGCAGGAGCUUAAUGUGUAGUCAAAGUCCUUUUAAAUCAAAGAAGACAAUUAAUUGGGUGUUAGGAGGGUGGGUUUGGGAAAUAGAGCCUUUACUUAUGCUGAAAGGUUCAUUCCCUUUAAUUUCUUAUCUGAUCUAUGGAAUUUGACAAGUAGUCAACACAACUUAAUUGAUUUUUUCAGGUAUGUGUGUUUUUCUUUCCCUUUUCAUUUUUUUAUAGUUAUCAAUAGAAUCUCAUAACUUAAUAUUUAAACCUGAUUUUUUUUUCCAGAAAUUGGUUGUUUUGUUGUCAUUUUGUGGAAUGCAGUACUUUAUAUACACACUGUUUGUCUGUCAUUACAACUGAUAGCUGAUCAAAACAUUUCCUUGUGUCAAUAUAGUUUUUCUUCUCUCUGGGUCUCAUUUCUUUUGAACAUCUGUUUGUGCUUGUCUACUCAACACCAUAGCACUGUGUUUUAUCAACAUCAGAAAAGUUUUGGAUCAGAAUAGUUAUUAAGUAACACAAAAGAACAAUUAGAGAGAGAAGCUGAAGGUAAUGCCCAUAUUGUUAGAGCACAUAUUUCAAAGUAACUCACUGUUUACCAAGCCAAAACUAUGUUGGAGAUAUGAAUUACACUGAUCACUGGAUUUGGUAACUUUGUAAUUUUAUUGGCCGUGUUUCUAAUGUUUUGAUAUCCGUAUGUUAUUUCAUCUAUAUGUUAAUUGGAACAAACCUUUCCCCAUAGUAAGCAGUUUCCAGUAUAGCUUUUACAGAAGGCACAGACAAAAGGUCUAUUACAUAUAUUUAAGUUAAUUUUACUGAAGCUCUAAACAAGUUGCACAGCUGCAGCUAUUGGGUACAAAUAGAUAAUUAGGUGUUUUUAUCCAUCCAUAAAAAGUGGUCUGUCAUUGAAAUAGUUUUUCUUGUUUGUAAUGAUGAUUUGUCUAUCAAUAUCACACUUAGAUGCACUCUUCAUUAUCAGCAUUGCUGCAGAAGAGAGUCAGCAUGAGAAAAUCAACGAUACAGUGUGCAUGCCUAGCACAGUAUCAGGCAUGCAUGAAACCAUAGGAAUAUUUGAACGUAUUACUGAUGUGUCAAAUGCUCACCUUUCCAAAUCUCUUGGUACAACUUUAAGAUAUACUAUAAUCUAUUGUUUAUCUGAUAUGUACUGUUUGAGUGGGAAUUAACCAACCCAGUAGGUUGUUAUCAAGAAGUUGCAUAGGUUUUGAAGAGUUUGUGAUGUGUUCAUGAAAGUUGUAGACAUUAGACAUUAUACACUGGCCCUAUCUGAGGGGCUACAAGCUGACUAUUGCCUCAAAACUAAGCCAGUCUUUUAAUUGUUAGACAGUACUUUUAUUGUGCACAGAGGGCACCAAGAUUCUGGACAUGGGUUAUUGGGUGGCAGUAGCUGUUUAAAAGUCUGUGAUUCCACUUCAAGAUAUAUCUAAUUCUUUUUUUUCUUUGAAAAAUCAGUUUUGGAAUUAAAGGGGCAAUUAAGUAUUACAGGCUGCAGUGUAUGAAAUCCUGGCAGAAAUAAGAAUCUGAUACAGAGUUGAGAACCAUCCAAAUACGGCAGCUUUCCAUUCGUCCUUUCACCUUGAUUAUCUGACACACUUUUUUAAACCAGGUGCUACAAGUGUCUGAAGCACUGAUCCACUGCUUCUGAAGCAUUAUGGGUCUUUAACAGUGUUAUGCACUUUGUGGGAGUUAGCAACAUAAGAAAUGCUGCGCAAACCUUGACCCACUUGUUGGAUUGGAAGAAUAAGAGAAAAGAAGAAAUUUCUCUGAGCAGAAAAGUACUUUUUUAACAGGAGUGGUUAGAUAUCUGAUGCACCCCCUUUUGACACCUAUCAUGCCUGUCAAAAUAAGGCAGGAGUGAGCUUCAAUGUGAAAAUUGAGGCUUCUGCCUGUGGCAGGACGUCCAAAAGCAGUUUUCAUGGGCUCGUGGCCAAAUUUGCACCCAUUUUAGGCUUGGAGUUAAAAAUGUGCACGCAAAACUUUACAAUAAUCUAACAAAAAAGGGAGAUGUUCAUAAAUCUGCAGCGCUUAGCGUAAAGAGAGAUAGAACAGCACAAGCAGAUGACGUAUCCCUUUGCUGCUGUGGUACCUGUAUCAACCCACAAACCAAGUUGUAACAGAAUGGGUCACCUUGUGUUCUUGAAACCAAAGGUGGCUCUUUAAAACCCUUUACAAUUGCAUUGAUGUAUCAAGUUAUGUGUUAAGUGCUUAAAUUGUACAGUGUGCAUUCCAGUCUGAAUUUAACAAACCCAGAAUGGGUUUCUGCCAAGAGAUGCUGUGCUUAGAUCCAAAUUUUGAUCAGAUUGGGAAUUUCAAUACAAUGGAAAGACAUGAAAAUGUUCCAUUCAAUUUUAAUUUCUGGAACAGAAUUAUGUUUAUAUCGGAAUGCUUGCAUGAUGGGAAUGGUCAUGAUGGGAUUCUGUGCUUGGCUGUGAUACACAUUUAUGUAGAUUCCAUUGCAUUUGCUUGAUAAUGUAAAAUCUUGAUAACAUGGAAGCAUAUAAUAUAACAGAGUAGAUAUUGCCAUUAUAAAGUUGAAAAUUAUAUUGCCUUUCUCCUAGUUCUCCUUUCUAUCCCUUUCCCUUUUUCAUUCUGUCCUAAAGUCACUCUUUUAUCAUCUAAAUUUUGUUCUUUUAUACUUUUCAAUAUGGGGUUUAAUCUAGUCCAGGCAAUCGAGAUAUCGCCUAAUUAAUAUUGUGCAUUUUAAUAAGUGCAUUUGAAGCUAAUCGUAAUCUAUCAGUCAGAGACUAUGGGUUCAGGUCCUGCUCCUUCUAGUCCAGGCAAUCGAGAUAUCGCCUAAUUAAUAUUGUGCAUUUUAAUAAGUGCAUUUGAAGCUAAUCGUAAUCUAUCAGUCAGAGACUAUGGGUUCAGGUCCUGCUCCAGAGACUUAAGCAUAAAAUCUAGGCUAAUGUUCCACUGUAGCACUGAGGUCAUGUUACAUUGUUUGAGAUACUGUCUUUUGGAAAAGACGUUAAACCAAGGCCUACCCUCCGUUAUGAAGGGUAUUAAAAAUCCCAUGGCACUACUUUGGAAAAGUGUCCAUUCAGACCAUCAUUGUACUUCAAAAGUACUUUGUUGGUUGUAGGGUGCUUUGUGAUGUCCUAAGGCCAUGGGAAUGUGUGUAUUUGCACAGGUCAUUCAUUUUGAUCUAGAGGACACCAGAAGAGUGUGCAAUUAAUCUCUCACCUUUCAAACCAUUAUAAUAUAGGUACCUUGCCUACAGGCUACACAACAUAUUCAAUCACAUUUCUAACCUAAUGGGAAAUAGUUUACAAAUUAUUAACAAAACUAUGAAUUAAUGUGUUCAGUUAUACCCCUGAGUUGCACAUAUAGGCCCUUAAUUCAUGUUGAGAAAACUACAGAUACACUUUGCUGACUUCCUUUAGCAAACAAAAGGGAGAAGUAUUUUCUCACAUAGUUGAGUUAAUUGCACUUUGUACUUCAGUCUAAAGAAGCUAGAUCAAGAUGAAUUAAGUGUGUACAGUUCCAGCUCCGUCACUCUAAGCUUUUAUAACAUUGAUAUGUUGUUAAUUAAGUAGCACUAACAUUCAUUGAUAAAUUUCAUUCUAGCUUAACAAAAUCUUUUUCUUUAUUUGUCAGGUAACUAAGCAAAAUGUGUGGGAUGAUUAAGGUUAAUACAAUAAUGUGCUUUAGGGAUGGAAACUGCCAUCCUUACGUAGUCUGGCCUUCACCUGACUCCAGACCCACAGCAAUGUGUUUGACUCUGAACUGUCCCCUGGGCAAUGAGGGAUGGACAAUAAAUGCUGUCUAGCCAACGAUGCCCUCAUCCUGUCAAUGGAUAAAGAAAAAUAAAUUUAGUUUAACUAAGGGAAUAUUUAGUAACUAGUGACUCAGUCAAAUCUGACAGCUAUGUCAGUUGGUGGUUUGUUUAAUUUCUCCAGCAGUGCAAGCAACUGCCAACCAAGUGAGUAUUUUCCAUCAGUGCCAGUGCUGCUUCAUUCAACAGAUACCAGAGACAUUGGAGCUUAGAUUUUCCAAUCUGCAUUAUUUUAAAGCCAACAGUAAACAUUCUAAAAUUAAAUAAACAUUUCUUAUUGGGUUACCAUUUGUAUUAUAAUAACACUGAGUAGCAUAUUCAGUUUUGUGUCUCCUGUUCCUACGCAAUCUUGAAACCCUUUACAGUAUGUUUGCACAUAACAUCUAGAACAACAUCUCUUUCUGGAUGAUGCUUACGCUGUUGCAGACCUUGAACUCUACAAAUGUAAGAAAACAUCACAUCAACACAUGACCUUUCUCAUGACAUGCAGCAGAGAGGAUUAAAGGGUCACACGAGUAUCAUACCCUCUCCAUAUUUUACAGCAUACUGACAUGUCUUAAAUAGGUGAGAGGUUUUGGGUUGGGACAGGGAAGGUUAGAUAACAAUGCUCACUCUUUAGUGAAGCUAACUCGAGCACACACCUUUAUAGUAGAAGCAAUGAUCUGGGUUGAACCAUGUUUCUGGUUCACUUUAAUGUUCUCAUUAUUCCUCAGUUAAGUUUGUUUUCUGUGCAUGCACCUCCUCUAUCUCUUUCUCACAAUUACCAAGCCUUUCAACCUUUUAUCUAUUUAUAACUGUAAAUACGUAGAUUUGGAAUCUAUCAAGUGUUCCAUCGCACCUAGCAAUCAUCCUUUCUUUCACCUUUUCUGAAUAGCAUUCACUCAGUAAAGGUAAUUGGAAAGACAUCUGUAGCCUGUGCUUCCUUCCUACCUCUGCCUUUUAUCUAUAUAAAAUACUCAUGCUGUAUUUAAUGUAUGAUUUAAGUUGAGCACCGCCUUGCUUUCCUGAUUAGAUGUAUGUGCCAGAAAACAAAGGAAGUUUUUACUUUCCAAUGUGCCAAUAAGCUCAAAAUGAGAACUAUAAUUGUGUACACAGUAUUUUCUUGAUAGUAUAUAUUGUUUCAAGUGACUGUAAUCUGUAGUCUUAUAUGGACAGUUUACUUGAUACUUUCGGUGUUUAGGAGAAAAGAUAAAUAUAUAUUAAAGAAGCUACUUGUGUAAAUCUCUUUCAUUCUGGGGUCAGUUACAUACGUUGGAAUCUGUAAAAUGUUCACAUCUUUGUAUGAGAUCUGAUUUUGUCACUGUUAUUUGAUUCAUGGCUGUAUUUUGCUUAUUUUCAUAUAUUAAUAUUUGGCACUUAAAAA